CAGUGCGCGGCUGUGUCUGUGUGUGCAUCUCACCAUGCCUGGCGCCAUCACCACCAUGCUACUGCUCAUCAUAUCUCACCAAAAAGUCAUGUACUGUGCAAAAGUUGACCACCUUCAAAUCCUGGACAGUUUGCUGAAGAAGGAUUACGAUAGAAGAGCAACUCCUACAAACCAUCUUAAUAACGCUACAACAGUCUAUUGUGAACUCUACAUUCGAAGUUUUGGCUCCAUCAGUCCUGUUACUAUGGACUACGAAGUGGACCUCUAUCUCAGGCAGAAGUGGCAGGAUGAGAGAUUGAAGCAUGCAGAUAUUACGGAGAGUCUUGACCUUAACGACCCUAAUCUGGUCAAAGCCAUAUGGAAACCUGAAGUUUACUUUCCUAAUGCCAAACACGCUGAGUUUCAGUUCGUAACAGUUCCUAAUGUACUUAUUAGGAUCAAUCCGGAUGGCGAGAUACUCUAUAUGCUCAGGUUAAAGCUGACAUUCUCCUGCAUGAUGGAUCUAUCAAAGUUUCCUCUGGACAAUCAAAUCUGUACAAUGGAGGUUGCCUCGUUUUCAAAAACUAUAGAAGAAUUAAGACUAGAAUGGAAGACAAUGAACCCAGUGAUCAUGGGUAAAGGACUCAAAAUGCCGCAGUUUGAAAUAAAGGAUAUUGCUGCUUCCGACUGCCAGGAAUCUUUCCAGAUAGGUAACUACAGCUGUUUAGUGGCAGAGUUCUAUCUGAGCCGGUCAGUAGGUUUCCAUCUGGUCCAGAGCUAUCUGCCAACUAUUCUGAUUGUGGUCAUCUCCUGGGUCAGCUUCUGGAUGGACGUCGACUCCGUUCCUGGCAGAACCACCCUAGGGGUCACCACUUUGUUGGCUGUAUCUUCACAGAGUUCAGGCAUUCAGAGUGGAUUACCCCAAGUAAGCUACGUCAAAGCUAUCGACGUUUGGAUGGGAACAUGCACUGCGUUUGUAUUCUGCGCUCUCUUGGAAUUCACGUUCGUCAACUAUAUGUGGCGGAAGGUGACUCCUGAGAUGACCCGACGAGCCAUAGUGACCGCCCCUCUCAACACCAUCAAUGGGGAUGCUGCUCCAAACCCCCUGGACUCAAUGCCACCAUCUCUGGCCAAGAAGUGCACACCGGGAAAUCUCACCAAUACUGUAAUGGCCCGGAGAAUAGACGAAUACUCAAGGCUACUAUUUCCUCUCACAUUUGCUAUCUUCAAUGUCUUAUAUUGGUCCUACUAUCUCAAAUGAGGACCUCUUACGUGGGGUUAGGACCGUAGGAACCCACCUUCAAGCCACCCCACAACUCUUCGUAUUGAAUUAUCAGUGGAUUCAAAGUGAAAAUGUUUACAUAACUAAACCAAACACAUUUCUUGAAAUGGUAAAAUUAAUGUAAACAAAUCAAUUUUAAGUUUGUCUUUGAAUAAGUCAAAAUAUUUUGUUCUAGUACUCUCACUGUAACAAUCAUCAAAUGACUCCAAACGGUUCAACAUAAACUCGCUAUGGUUUUUAUAAGUUUCUCAGCAUCUAAACCUGGAAUAUAAAGUGAUGAUGGAUCUUUUAUGUUUGGUUCGACAUGUAAAUAUUGUAAAUAAUCUUCACGUUGUGUUGUGAUUAAAUUAAAUGUAUUAUACUGUAAAAUAUAAAUCUUAAC
Macrosteles quadrilineatus (aster leafhopper) is the source of this 1643-nucleotide messenger RNA. RefSeq names its product glycine receptor subunit alpha-2-like. Gene Ontology annotation, cellular component: neuron projection; synapse; membrane. The record is from RefSeq and is a predicted model, not a curated record. Gene Ontology annotation, molecular function: neurotransmitter receptor activity; chloride channel activity; extracellular ligand-gated monoatomic ion channel activity. The transcript is spliced from 10 exons. Gene Ontology annotation, biological process: nervous system process; signal transduction; chemical synaptic transmission. The coding region runs from base 35 to 1240 and encodes 401 amino acids. Lineage: Eukaryota; Metazoa; Arthropoda; Insecta; Hemiptera; Cicadellidae.